Molecule: messenger RNA, 3464 nt
Organism: Loxodonta africana (African savanna elephant)
Lineage: Eukaryota; Metazoa; Chordata; Mammalia; Proboscidea; Elephantidae
Product: olfactory receptor 4X2-like
Exons: 1
Coding region: 1016-1945 (309 amino acids)
Biological process (GO): G protein-coupled receptor signaling pathway
Cellular component (GO): plasma membrane
Molecular function (GO): olfactory receptor activity; G protein-coupled receptor activity
Source: RefSeq, a predicted model, not a curated record
CUUGUGACUCUGGCAAGACAGGUAUCUCAGCUUGAUGAUUCUCGACUGUCUCACUGGGAAACCUGGCUGACCCUGGGUGGGAGCUGUUCUCAAGGCAUCAUUUGCACCUCUGUGGUCAGAACAGAAAAGGUAACUGUGGUGAGAACAGCAAAGCCUUGGAGAUGCUGGGAUGAGUUUUUUGUUUUGUGGCCAUGUGCUUUUUUUGCAUGUGCUGAUUAUUAUUCCACAUCAAAAGCAAAGGGAAUGUGGCAAGGAGCCCAUGGCAUUUUAUGAAGUGCUCUCAGUGGGUUUUUUCUCUCUUAGUGAAGGUACCAGUAAGGAGAAUUGGGUAGGGAUUGAGCUAGAGUCUUGGAAAGGGAAAAGUCAUUAAAUGACCAAGUAUACAAGGAGAGAAUUCAGAGAAGCAGAGGUAAGACAGGCAAUAAAUAUCAAGAGUUCUAUUCUGCAAACCAAGGAAACAAAGGGAAGGCGAUGAAUGAAAGCUGCAAAUAAAAGACAAUUAAAAACACUCAAAGGCAAUAGGAAGGCAUCUAAAAUGGAGAUAGUAAAGCUGUCCCAGCUGCUCCAAUGGUACCAUGAAACAUUAACCUAAUAACAGGUUUCCCCUUUUCCGGUCUGUUUCCAUUAGUCCAACCUUUACCUACAAAGUGACUUUACUUUCCAGUUGACUAGCAUUCCCAAUGAUUCCCCAUCAUCCACAGGAUACACUCAAAAGUCCAUAGCAGCCCUUCAUAAACUGGUCCCAGACUCUAUCCCCAACUUCGUCUUUUCCUAUUCUCCUCUUUACUCCAGGCACACACGAUACAUUUUCACAGAUUUACACUUGCUCUUCUGCCUUCUUAGAUGGCUUUUCUCGUCUUCUACACAUAACUAACUCCUACUAAUCUUUUGAUAUCACAAGCUUCUAAUACAUGCAAAGGAUCGUCAUAUAAUUCACCCACUCAUCUCAACAAAGCAGUCUCUUGUAUCAUUUCAGAUCACCCCACUCGAACUACCACCUCCUGGUGGUGACUUCAUGGCUGACACACACAAUGUGACUGAAUUCAUUUUUCUGGGACUUUCUCCCAAUCCGGAGGUGCAGAGAGUCUGCUUUGUGAUAUUUUUGCUCUUGUACAUGGCGAUUGUGCUGGGGAAUUUCCUCAUUGUGCUCACUGUCAUGACCAGCAGAAGUCUUGCUUCCCCCAUGUACUUCUUCCUCAGUUACCUGUCCUUUGUGGAGAUCUGCUACUCCUCUACCACAGCCCCCAAACUUAUCUCAGACUUGCUGGCUGAAAAGAAAGCCAUAUCUCUGUGGGGCUGCAUGACACAGGUUCUCUUCAUCCACUUCUUUGGUGGCACUGAGAUUUUCCUGCUCACUGUGAUGGCCUAUGACCGCUAUGUGGCCAUCUGCAAGCCCCUCAAUUACACCACCAUCAUGAACCAGCAAGUGUGUACUGUCUUGGUAGGAAUAGCAUGGUUGGGGGGCUUUGUGCAUUCCUUUGCCCAAGUCCUUCUCAUCUUCCACUUGCCCUUUUGUGGCCCCAAUGUGAUUGACCACUAUUUCUGUGACCUGCACCCUCUGCUCAAGCUUGCCUGCUCUGACACCUUUCUCAUUGGUCUGUUGAUGGUUGCCAAUGGGGGAACCGUGUCUGUGAUCAGCUUUGUGGUUGUCUUAGCCUCCUAUGUGGUUAUCUUGCUCCAUCUGAGGACUCGAAGCUCUGAGGGGUGGCGAAAGGCCCUCUCCACCUGUGGGUCCCAUAUUUCUGUGGUAAUCUUGUUCUUUGGGCCUCUUAUCUUUAUCUAUGUGAGGGCUUCAACCACUUUAUCUGUGGACAAGAUGGUUGCUGUGUUCUACACAGUGAUCACUCCUCUCCUCAACCCUGUAAUCUACUCCCUGAGAAAUGCUGAAGUGAAGAAGGCCAUGAAGAGGCUAUGGAUCAAAACAAUGAAAGUGGAUGAGAAAUAGAGACUGAGUAUUGGCUCCUUGUGUUUAGAAUGAUGCAGAGUCUAAAUGGAAAACAGGAAGGGCAGAAUUGGUUGAAAGAAAUAAGUGCACAGUACUUGUUAAUUCUAGGGUUAUUCUGUCUUUUGUCCGUCUUUAAAAACUUCAUUUUAAUUGCUUAUAAAACUAUUCACUAAUGAAUGUACUAAGUUGACUAGUCAUUUUACUGUUGUUAGAUGUUCAGAUAGUUUCUAAUUUUAUACUACUAUAAAUAACACUGUGGUAAAUAUUCUUGAAUAGAAAUCCUUAACCUCAGGUGGAGAAGGGGAGAGUGUUGACUCAUCAUAAGGUUGCCAACCAGUGUCACAAAACUAUUUGUGCAUUAACUGUUUAAGGAGAAACUAAUUUGCUCUGUAAUCUUUCACCUAAAUCACACACACAAAAAAGAAAGGCCUGAUGACCUAGUUCUGGAGAAUCACAGCCACUGAAAACCCUGCGGAAUCAGUUUUACUCUGAAACACAUGGGUGGCCGUGAGUCAGACUGUCUUGAACUGAUAGUUUGGUUUUCGUUUUUGUCUUUAUUAACUCUUCAGAAAUUUGAAUGUCAUGAAAGACAAAGAUUGAAAAACUGUUCCAUUUAAAGGAGAUUAAAAAUAGGUAGUAACUAAAAGCAACGUGUGAUUUGGAAUUGGAUCCUGGACUAGAUCAAGGGCAUUAGAGGAGCAAAAGGGUCAGUAAAUUAGGUAAUAGAGAUAUAUCAUUGUUAAUUUUCUGAUUUUGAUAAUUGUGCUGUAUUUAAGCCAGAGAAUGCCUUUGGAUUUAGGAAUUACUCACUGAAGGAUCUAGAGGUAAAUAGACAUCAGGUCAACAGCUUAGCUUAAACAUUGCAGAAAAAAUUUCUAUCUAUUGAGAAUAUGAAUGAUAAAAAUGUGACAAAAUACUAACAUUUGGGGAAUAUGGAUUAAGAGAUACAGAAAUUCCUUGUGCUAUUAUUGCAAUAUUUUCAUAAUUUAGACACUGUUUUAAAAUAGAAAGUUAAAAACAUUUUUGCAAAUUAUAUACAUAUAUCAUCAUUUAAUUUGCAUUUCUUCAAUUUUUUUCAUGAGGAUGUUUCUAUAUUUAACAGGCUAUGAAUUUCAUUUACAACAUUUUCAAUGUUUAAAGGUUUUACAUUUCUAUGUAGUAAAAUCUAUCAGCUUUUUCUUUUUGUUUCCUUCCAUUGCUUUUGUGUUUAGAAUAUCCCAUAGCAUUAAUUACUUUCAUAAACUUUUAAAACUAAACAAACCAAAAAAGUACACUUGAAAACUUUCAUUCUCUUCCUUUCUCCAUUCCUCUUUUCCCCACUCCUGUGCCCCUAACAGAUAAACAUUUUUCUUAGUUUCCUGUUUUCCUUUCAGAGUUUCCUUAAGCAAAUAUAUGUGUGCAUAUAUAUAUAUAUACACAAAAUAUAUGUAUAUACCCAUUUACCUUCACCUUUUACAUGAGUGAUAGCACACAGUACAAGCAGAUAGGAAACUUGUCUUAUUUAUUUAACAAUACUUAA